AUGCGUGUCGACCAACCCUCAACACCACCCUCCCGUUCCAUCGAAAUGUCAACCCGCCCCUCCUCCGAACUCCUCUACAUUCCGUAUCUGAUCGCCUCCUCCUACGGUCUCCCCGCCUCACACCUCUCCCUCCUCACGACCUCUCUCAUCUUCUACUUCCACUACAACCACGAUCUCUCUUGGCUCUCUAUCCUCCGCAACCCUCGCCUUUGGCUUACCCUCCCCGCCGCUGACACCACUAUUCUCCUCUGGAUGCUCUACAUGUCCAAGCACGGCUUCUUCGCGAACAAAUCCAUCGUCGACUCGCCUUCCGCUCGGAAACCCAAGAUGGAAGAAACGCCACAAGAAUUCUCGGGGCAGACCUCUUGUCCAACGACGGUCAUGUCUCGCUUCAACACGCAGUUCCGCACGCAGUUCCACGGCUCCGAGCCACAAGUCUUUGGUUUCCCUUCCUCAGGCGGUAUCCUCACGACGCGCUUCGACCUCGCUGUUGCAGGCUUCUUCGAUCUUUUUGGCUGGAAGUCGUCGAGCGAGCAGAGGAUCCGAAUGAAGAAGAUGCAUUCUGCGAUCGUUUGCGGUUGCUCGAAGUGGAAAGGUUGGAAAAGCGAGUAUGACUUUGUGAUGAAGAAGAUUCGGAUUGAGUGA
This is a messenger RNA of Zymoseptoria tritici IPO323, 645 nucleotides long. RefSeq lists its product as uncharacterized. Lineage: Eukaryota; Fungi; Ascomycota; Dothideomycetes; Mycosphaerellales; Mycosphaerellaceae. Bases 1 to 645 code for a protein of 214 amino acids. The transcript has a single exon. The record is from RefSeq and is a predicted model, not a curated record.